CGAACAUUUGAUUUUUCUUAAGAAACAGAAAUGCGCUUCUUUUUUUCUUCAGAGAAAUGCAACACAGCUCCGGCGACGGACUGAUUCCGAAUUCAAGGUUCCAGUCGGCGAAAUCACGAUCUACAGUUCCGAGUAAGUAGUUGUUAACCUCAAAAGGAAAAGACAUGGCUGGUAGAGAGAAAUCGAAAGAGUUGAGUCAGAGGUUAAAUGAGUUAGAUAGGAUAAGCAAUUUACCAGAUGCUUUGAUAUCUGAGAUACUUGUUCAUCUUCCCAUCAAAGAAGCUGGAAGAACAAGCGUUUUAUCCACCAGAUGGAGAAAUCUCUGGCUUUGGCUUCCUCGUUUGGUGUUGGAUUCUGAAGAAUUCUCAUCUACGAGUACAUUUGUGAGUUUUGUUGACCGGUUUUUCGAUCCCGACAGAGUUUCCAGCAUAGACAAGCUCAAGCUAAUCGCUGAUAGAUAUAGAUAUCCAUGUAAUCUCAUGCCAUGGAUUGAAGCUGCGAUUAAGCGCAAGGUCCAACGUCUACAUGUUCAUGGUUAUGUUUCUGCCAUGCCCUUAAGCCUUUAUACCUGUGAGACACUGGUAUCUUUAAAACUCUUUGGGGUGCACUUGCCUAAUGCAGGCUUUGUUUCCUUACCUUUUCUGAAGACUAUGCGCUUAAAACAUAUUUGGUAUCUCAAUCAGUCCACUUUCGAGAGACUUGUCUCAUCCUGCCCUGUCCUGGAAAAGCUAGAGAUUAUCGGAGGUGUCAAUGAUAUUGCACCGGUGUUUCGUGUGCUCUCUAAGUCGUUGGAGAAGCUCAUUAUAUUAAUGCGCUAUAGUGAAUAUGAAGUUGUGAUUGAUGCUCCUCGACUACGCUUUCUGAUCAUCGAAGUUAACCUAUCAAAAAGCUUUAAAAUUACCAAUAUGGAUUUCAAUGUCGGUCUUUCUCUCGGCUUUGUAGUGAGGGGUUUUGUUGAACCAAACCUUUUAUCUCAGAGAAAUAGAUUAAGCUGUUUUCUCCUAAGGAUUUCGAAGGUCCGGAAUAUGACAACAAAUGGAGACACUUUCAGGCUUCUCUGUGAAUACUCAAAACUAGAACUGCUGCCUCAGUUUGGUUACAUGUCCCGCCUGAAUCUACGCGGCGUCUGUUAUUCCUAUUUGAAAUGGCUACCAGCCUUUCUUGAGAGCUGUCCAAACUUGAAAGCCCUCCGUUUGGUUUGCUACUACGCUGAGAAUGAGGAACUGCAGAUCGAGAAGAAGAAUCAAAUCAGUCUUCCAUCUGUGCCUGAGUGUUUGCUAUCGUCUCUCGAGCAUGUUGAUUUCGAUGUCCCAAGGUCACGACUUGCUCCAGAAAUGAAGGUUGUAAGGUAUUUCAUGGAGAAUUCGGCAAACCUCAAGAAACUCUUUCUGCAUUGGCAUGGUCAUCAUUCAGCAAAACCUGACUUCAUCAAGAAACUCCGCAAGAUCCCAAGACGCUCUACCAAAUGUGAAGUCGUAAUUUUAGAUUGGUAAUUAAUAGAGAGAAGAUAGUGAGGUUUUAAGAUGAAUUUUGGUGUCAAAACAAAGUGAAAAAUGCUUUACUAGUUUCAUGGGGGUUGUUUACUAAGUUGUCAGGUGAUAAUGAUAUUAUUAGCUUUUGUUAUUUUGCUACUUUGGUUUCUGAAUAUUAUUGAACUUUCAC
Eutrema salsugineum is the source of this 1662-nucleotide messenger RNA. RefSeq names its product putative FBD-associated F-box protein At5g53635. Gene Ontology annotation, molecular function: protein binding. The transcript is spliced from 4 exons. The coding region runs from base 165 to 1493 and encodes 442 amino acids. NCBI's taxonomy places the organism in Eukaryota, Viridiplantae, Streptophyta, Magnoliopsida, Brassicales, Brassicaceae. The record is from RefSeq and is a predicted model, not a curated record.